Symbiodinium necroappetens is the source of this 2406-nucleotide messenger RNA. NCBI's taxonomy places the organism in Eukaryota, Dinophyceae, Suessiales, Symbiodiniaceae. The record is from the annotation of a GenBank genome assembly.
GCGAUUCGUAUGCAGCUUCAGUUGGAUACCUCUCCAACACAGGAGACAGUGGAAGAGUACACCAGAACUCUUCUAGCGGAAAUGGAGCUCCUUUCACUGUCAGCACCGGAUGUGGGCAACAAGCGUCAGAGGGUUGCAGCCGUAACCCAAGAUGCUGGAGGUGACAAGGGAAAAGGAAAAAGGAACGGAAAGGGUGAGGCCGAUGCUGGGUGUGUGGUGGUCAACACCAGAAGCAUGAAUGCAAGGCACCAGGUGCUAAAGGGAAGGAUGAUAAGGGCAAGGCUAAUGGAGGGCAAUAUCUCAGAGGCAGCGAUUCGUGAGGCCGCCCAGACGGCCCACGAAAGCGAGAAGCUGCUGCCAACGAUUCCUGUGAAGCUUGCCUGUGGAAGCUGUGAUCUUCACAUUAACCAGUACUGCACGCUGCUGAGCGAAGUACAGGUUUCGCCAAUCCUCUCGGUGAAGGCACUCUUGCGGCUUGGGUACAAGAUUGACUGGAAUGCCUCCAGAUGCAGGGUAUAUCAUCCUAAGUUUGGGGAAUUGGAAGUUGAUACUAGUACUGGUUGCCCAGAAGUGGAUGAGGAUGUAGCACUGGAGCUUAUAAGUCAGUACGAGCUGUAUGUUGGCCGGCAUGACAAUAGAGUUGCGCGGUUGAGGUGCAUUGUGGAGGAUUUGAGAUCCAAGGGUACACAGGAACUUGUGGGCCUGAUGAGCCAUGGGGACUCCCAGGCAGAUGCCGCCUUGAGUGUCUACGUGAGCAGAAUGUUCCCCGAGGUUUGUCCUGAGACGCUGGAGCAGUGCGUAGUGUCUCUUCAGGACUCUUCUGAAGAGUCCAUGACCUGGAACAGGCGCACCAGGAGGAGCUGUGCCAAGGCCCAGGGUCUUAUGAUUCAUGCCUUCUGUGGACCUUCCAAGAAAGUGUUUGAAGCGGUAGCGCGUAAGUGGGAUGUUGCACAUCUUGCGGUGGAUGGCAAUUGUGGGGACCCCUCCAAACAGGACCUUCUCAUUUGCCAGGAGCGUGCACAAAGGAAUGUGGAUGAUGUGUUGAUUCUUCGGUUUUUGGUGCUCAUUGUUCUUGCGGCUGAAGUGAACAAGAGUUGUGGAGUUCCAGCUCCAGCUGUGCUUGUUGAGAACCCAUGUUCUGAAGUAGAGGUUGGUGCUCCAGAUGUUUUGGGAAACGAGCAUACACAGGUCUCUCUGUGGAACACUCCAGAGUGGCAGGUUGUGGCACAGAGUGCUGGCUUGAGCCUGGCAGGGUUCUUUCAAAGUCCAAUGGGGCAUUGCAAGCGUCGGCCCACUGGCUUGGGUACAAAUGUGGAGCUCGACCCCAUGCUUGUGGAGUGUGGUGUCAGGGCUGAGGUUUUGGAUUAUGUUCCAAUUCGUGACUUUGGAGUGAAGACCGAGCUGUGGACAGAAUGGGCACCAGGUCUUGCUCAGGCCCUGAGUAGUAUGCUUCACAGAAGGUUUGCUGAGAUGAGACGUGAAGUUUCCUUUGGUGGGGAGAUACGGAAGGUGGAUCCAGGCUUUCUGCAUCACUUGCAGCAGAAUCAUAUGCCCUACCGAAACGACUGCGCCACUUGCCUCAAGGGCUCAGCGCGCAGGAAGCAGCAUCGGAGAGUGCUGACACCUCAGUCCUGGUGUUUGUCAAUAGACACAGCUGGCCCUUUUGUCAGGGGACGGGACGAGCAUACUCCAAAGGCUCGAUAUUUGAUAGUGGGUGUACUGUCAGUGCCAGUGUUGGCUGUGGAUGGAAAGGAUGUGGAUGAGCCAUGUGACGCAGACCCAGGUCCGGAGGUGCCAAGUGGAGGUGUGCUUGAGGAUGCUGAGUGGUUGGCUGAUAAGGUUGGUGAUGCUGAAGAGCCCCUGCCAGAGUGUACCGCUAAGGAUGCUGCUGAAGUGCGAAGUGCAUGGAAUGAAUGGGAUCGUCUUGUGAAGUCUAGUCGAGAAGACUGGAUCGAGGAAGCUCAGGCUGAGUGUUUGCCCAAGGUGGAGAUUGUGGACUUUGUGUAUGUCGAAGCUAUCGAGCGUAAAACCCAUGGUGAGAUGUUGACUGCUGUGGGUAGAAUGCACGCAAGAGCCAAGGCAGAAGGCUUCGAUGUUAGAAGGUUGCACUCUGACAGGGGUAGAGAGUACAACAAUAAGUCCCUCCGUGACUGGUGUGCAAGACACUCCAUUCAUAAGACUUUUGCUGUGGCAGAAGAACACCAGGGCAAUGGACGUGCAGAGGGUGCAAUCAUGAGGGUCAAGAACAAAACAAGAGUGAUUUUGGAGGAAUCUGGACCGGACAAGUCUGAGUGGCCUCUGGCGGCAAAGCUUGCAGCCCAUGAGCUUAAGAACGAAGCAAGGCGUCGACUGAAGAUUCAGGUCUCUACUUCGUGUUCAGGUGAUAAGCAGGAGCUGGAAACGUGA